Molecule: messenger RNA, 4456 nt
Organism: Diceros bicornis minor
Lineage: Eukaryota; Metazoa; Chordata; Mammalia; Perissodactyla; Rhinocerotidae
Gene: TMEM229B
Product: transmembrane protein 229B
Exons: 6
Coding region: 716-1252 (178 amino acids)
Source: RefSeq, a predicted model, not a curated record
AACUCGGCGCGGGGGGAGCCCGAGCGCCGGGCGUGGGGGUGGGGAGCAGGCGGCGCAGGAGAGCGCCUCGAGUCCCCGCGCGGGAGGAGGAGCGGGAGCAAGCCGGGGAGACGGCGUUCCUGGCCGCACCUGCGCCCGGCGGGAGGCCGGCCCUGCCCUGCCCCUGCCCGCGGCCCCGGCCCGCACCGGGACACAUGGGAGCCGCCCGCCCACCAGCCGAGGAUUGGCUGAGCCCUGGGGCUGAUGCUUGCCCACACUGCUGAGAAUGACACCAAGGCCCAGCCAGGCACCAGGACAAAGGUUAACCUGGGACACUCCUGGACGGCGAUCCUGAUGUCUGUUCUGAGCCGCACACUCAAGGGUGUGAUAAGAGAAAGAGGCGAACGUCCAGUGAGCUGCUGGUUCUUCCUGACGCAGGCUUUCCCAGGGCUCUGAUCCCAGAGCUGAGCAAGGAGUGGGAGCUGACAUCCCAGCUGAUGACACUGUCUCAUGCCCCUGUUCCCUGCCUUCACCCCCAUCUCCUGGCCCCAGCCAGCACCUCCAGUUUCCCCCAUUCAUCUUGCGUGGACCAGGCGUGUUCUCCUGGCACGACCCUUGGACACGGCCUGACCUUGCCUAGGCUUGCUUGGCUGUCGGGUUGGUGCGCUGGGUGGAGGUGAAGACCUGACCUGCUUGGCAAGGAGGCUGCCCGGCUGCUAGCGAGGGCAGAGGCAGCAUGACCCUGCCUCAGCCGGCCCCAGUCGGCGCCAUGGCUUCCGCCGAGCCCCUGACGGCGCUGUCCCGCUGGUACCUGUACGCCAUCCACGGCUACUUCUGCGAGGUGAUGUUCACGGCGGCCUGGGAGUUCGUGGUGAACUUGAACUGGAAGUUCCCGGGGGUCACAAGCGUGUGGGCGCUCUUCAUCUACGGCACCUCCAUCCUCAUCGUGGAGCGCAUGUACCUGCGCCUGCGGGGCCGCUGCCCGCUGCUGGUGCGCUGCCUCAUCUACACGCUCUGGACCUACCUGUGGGAGUUCACCACCGGCUACAUCCUGCGCCAGUUCAACGCCUGCCCCUGGGACUACUCCCAGUUCGACUUUGACUUCAUGGGCCUCAUCACCCUGGAGUACGCCGUGCCCUGGUUUUGCGGGGCCCUCAUCGUGGAGCAGUUCGUCAUCCGCAACACCCUCCGCCUCCGCUUUGACAAGGACGCCGAGCCCGGGGAGCCCGGCGGCCCCCUGGCCCUGGCCAACGGCCACGUCAAGACUGACUGAGUGGGGGCCUGGUGGGUGGGGCCCAGGGGUCUCUCAUGGACCGUGUGGACAAAGGUACCAAGCUGGUGGGGUUGCCCUUUCUGUACAGCACAAGCCCUGCCCCCGCCGGCCUCAGCCCGGUAGGGCGCUCACAGCCCGCACACCCUCCACUGUGGGCGGGCACUGGGGGCGUGGUCAGGAGUGGGGGCGUGGCCAGGUGUUGGCGGUGGGGUGUGAGGCAGCAGAGGGACUUGGGGAAGGGUCCGUGGAUCUCAGCCCAGCUCGGAGGCUGGCGGCGGGAGGCCUGUGGCUAAGCAGCAACUGGACUACGUGGAUGACUUUGGAAGCAGCAGGCCCUAUCCUGGCUAAGGGACUCAGAGAACGGGCAGAAGGUGGGAGGCAAGGCCUGCGGAGGCUUGGGGCUGCUGUAGCGGCCGCCUCUCUCCCUCCCACCUUGUUUAGUCGGGCUUUGGCUGGUUCCAUUAGGCAAUAUUCAGGUGCUUGCUUGCAACCAAUACCUCCCUGGGGGCCUGCUGAGCUGCAGCCUGAGGAGAGACUAGGCAGCCAGGAGGCUGCUUGGCAGCAGUGUUGGUCUGCAAGGGCUGGGAGGCCUUCCCUUGGCUCCUCUCCCCUCCCCCAGGGCCCCACGCUGCUCCCUUGGCCUUCUGGGGGCCCCCCUGGUGCUGGAUUCCCACCAACCUUGGGCUUUUGGAGGUUUUAGUCCCUGUGUGUUCGGUGGCGUUUCCCCCUUUUCUCUCUUAUUUUCAAGGCCUUUACCACUAGCAGCCCCUUUGUCCAUGUCAGUCACCCCACCCACCCCCAUCCCCAGCUCCCUAGCCAACACAGCAGCCGCCAGAGAUAGAACCCUGAGGCAGACCCUGCCCGCCCUCCUGCAGCCUUCCCUCUGCUAUUUCUGCUGGCUCGGUGACCGGGAACACCUCCUCACCCCUGGUCUGAUGGGCUGUGGCAGUGCUCGGGUGCUCUUCUCCGUGCCCCCUCCCCGCAGUGACCCAGCUGAAAACGAAUAAUACCCCCAACGCACAGUUAGGCCAAGAUGGACCCCGUGAAUCCACAAUGGGGACCUAGAGACAAAUCAAUUCGGGGUGGUGGUGGUGGGAGGGGUAAAGACACCUGACUGGUUAAUUUUCAAGCGAGUCAGGGGCAAUCUAGCUUUCUAGGGGAUGGAGGUGUUGGAGACCCAUGGAGAAUGAGGGCGAGAGAAAAAGAGGAGGGCCUUUCAGCUUUGGGAGGGUCUUUGGAGCAUCCUUAGUGGGAAGGCCUCAGUUCUGAUUCUGCAAUAGCCCCAGCCCUGCAGCCAAACCUCCUCAGGACUUCCCCCUCCCCUGCUCCUCCCCCGCAAGGCUUUGACCCUUUGAGCUCCUUAAACAGUAUUAACCCUGCCAUGCUCAUGGUCGUUGUCAUCUCAGUUGCUCUGCCUUCCCCCGUGACAGGUCCAUUGCUGGCAGUGGACACGUGAAAUCCUCACUCCAGCCCACUUCCGGCUCCGCCCCCAGCUCCCCGAGGGGAGGAGUCUAUCAGAAUGGCUGCCUAUCCGAUGGUACAGUCUCUUCUUGACCACACUAGGACUCUUAGGUAGAAAUUAACCUUUCCCUUUUUAUAGGUCAUUAAAAGGUGAUAAUUCCACCCGUGGAGAGAAUCUCCUCUUGCUGGGCUGCAGCUCCACCUAGACCUCGCAAACAGCACCAGCCAGGGUGGGGGUGGGCUGGGGGUGGGCAGGAGUGGUGUCCCGGAUUGGGAGAAAGGCUGGGAGACUUUGUGCAGUUGACCCUGUCCAGGACAGGAAGAAGGGUGUUUCCUAGCCUCUGCGGCCUGGCCAGGCUCCUCAAAUCCAGGGAUGAACUACAUUCUCCAGGAGCCAGCCCUACCUUUGACCUUACUGUGACCCCAAUUCCAGGGCCCUGGAGCUUCCAGGGAUUCAGGCUUCCAGUGGACGGGUAGAUUGCUUUCCAACUACAGGUAGAGGGGAUUCCAGAGGGAAAAUAUUGUCUGGCUUCUCUGUUCCAUCUAGGUCAUUGUUUCGUUGGUCCUCUCCCCCAACUCUUCAUUUUAUCUCAGUCUCCCGGACCCCAACACUCCUCCAUGUGGGCCCCUAGACCACACCGCCCACCUUUGCUCUCCCCUUCCACGAUAGAAUCUGGUGGUCAGCAUGUUGAUGUCUCCCAGCAUAAGGCCUGCAUAAUUCUCAGCCAGAGCAAGCCCUUGAAUGGCCCACUGGGUCUGGCCACUCCAAUUGUUGCCCCAUGGGCUUUCCCUGGCACCAUCAUCUCUCUGAGCCCUAUAAACCCAAGUGCAGGAGGUCUCGGAGUAAACUUGCCUGCCUGGCAAUUGGCAGAGCAUUGUGUUUCUGCUUCAUCCAGGUGCCCCAUGGCUCCUGUUAUCCCUAGUAGGGCGCAGAGCCCCCAGCAAAGGAAGGUGAUGACCUGGGGCUUGACCACAGGAUCUGCAGGCUCAGAGCUCACCAGGGGCAGCCCAGACUUCAACUUUUGCUGUUUUGGGUAUCUUCAGGGCCCCAAUCCCUUAGUGCCCAGGGACCCAAAGUUUGGAGUAAUCCCAGCCCUGCCAAGCAGUAGGGGUGCUGGCGGGGAGAGUCUGCUUGCUGUUUAUAAACCUCUGGUGUCCUGGGCCUCUCUCCACUGGACAUGGCAGCAUCUCUGAGUUACAGAUGGUCAUGUGCUGCCCUGCAUGGUUGAACUGCUUCUGAUGUCUGCUAGGCAUCCUGUCACAUGUGCCCUGUUCCCUCUGAUGCCAGUGAGUCACAAUGGCCUAUGCCUAUGCUUAUUCACAGCAAUAAUACCUGGGGAGCGCCCAUGGGGUCCUUUUGUCUGGUCCCUCCCUCUCUGCAUGGGUCUCCUGGAGAGGCAGCGCUGAGUGGGUCAGUUCCUGGGAAUCUGUGUUUACGAAGCUCUGGGCUGUGCAGACAUCAUCGCAGGGGAUGCAGAAGGGAGAGAGGCCCAGCCCUUGAGGAGCCAUGGCUAAGGCAGGCGGAUUACCUUCCACCCUGAGGCCACCCCAGACCUGGAGGAGCUGCAGGUCUUGGCUCUGCAAAAGGGCCUUGGAAGUGGGUGGGACUGUCUCCAUACUGCGGAAGCUCUUCAGAAGAACCCCCGGCUGGUUGGUUCGCCCAUUGCCUGCUCUGUCUCCAUUGGUCUCUGUCUCUUCCUUUUGAAAUUCGUGCACAUGAAAUAUACUGGUGUUUGUGUGUCA